This is a messenger RNA of Hyalella azteca, 644 nucleotides long. RefSeq names its product C-type lectin domain family 17, member A-like. The transcript has 4 exons. The annotation marks the transcript as partial. Lineage: Eukaryota; Metazoa; Arthropoda; Malacostraca; Amphipoda; Hyalellidae. The record is from RefSeq and is a predicted model, not a curated record.
GCGCUGUCGCAGCCGACUGUCCUGAAGGCUAUGAGGUCGUCGGGUCCAAGUGCAUCCACCGUUACACGGGUGGAUAUCUGACGUACGACGAAGCGGCCACUUACUGCUACCAGAACUUCGGCAGGCUGCCUGUGCUUAAAGACUGCGCUUCCUUCACUGAUGUCGCCAACUAUGUCAACGAUGGAUACACAACUGAUUUCAACAACGGCUACUGGUUGGGCGCGACCAAUGGAACGCUCACCAAUGUUUGGCAGUGGAGUGACGGAGCGGCCGUGCAAAUGGGCGCUCCGUACUGGGCCAGAAAUGCUGGAGAGAAUUUGGAAACUGAACCUGCGGGUGGAACGGGACAGAACUGUGCUUAUGUAGAACGUUCCUCGGGCUGGUUAUUCCGAGACAACUCAUGUCCAUCUACUUUCUAUCCAUUUUGCUCAAGGCCUUCAGUAGAUGGUGAGUUACUCUUCUGUUUUGAAGCCUUGGAAGGUAACCUGGACAGCAAAGUGGAGAGAUCGUCUAGUGGACCGCAAGAACCCGACAAUCCUGGCAAGCAGAACUGCCUGGAGCUGAACUGCGCGUGGAUGUACCGCUUCAGCAGCGCCUGGUGCAGUGAUGUGCGAAGGGUGAUCUGUGAGGCAGACCCCAUCUAG